AUGGCUUUCAAGAAGGUGGAGCACAAGACACUCGCCAGAGCCUUGAAAGUUCUGACGCCGUCUACGAUCCUGCCAAGCCGUCAGCAGUUGGCCACUUCGUUGCUUGAUGCAAGCUACGAGGACUUCCGCUCGCGCCUGAUGCUUAAGGUGAAGGUCAAGAAGGUCACGUUGACAACCGACGGGUGUACCGACGUAAAUGGCAAAGCCGUCAUCAACUACGUCUUGCUCGCGGAGGAUACCACGAUUUUCCUAGAAUCUGUCUACACGGGUUCCGAGUCGCACGAUGCUCCCUAUCUUGCCUCUGACAUAUUACGUGUCAUGGAGCUGCUUGACUUCGUCAGCAUUGUCGCGGUCGUGGCCGACAACACUGCCACGAAUCAGCUGGUAAGGUCGACGCUUCAGCAAAAGAAGCCCAAGGUCUUCUUCCACGGCUGUAUUUUCCAUGCGCUGCAUCUGGUAGUGAAAGAUCUGGUUGGCCGGCUGCCCUGGCUAGGCCAGCUCGCAACAGAUUGCCGAAAGCUUGUUCGCUUCUUGAAGAAGACGGAUACGCGUUGGGGAACUAUCGAGCGCUGUUUCUCGACCAUUCAUGAUUCUGCGAAGAUUCUACACGCGUUUGUCUCGUCACGGGGAUUUUUACGCGCUCGGACCAAGGAGCAGAAAGCCAAGAGACGCCACGCGUACGACACGGUCGUGGCAAAAGACUUUGUCAAGAAGAUGGAAAAGGCGAUCGAGCUGCUGGAAAUCAUCUCCAAGUUCGAAAAAGCGUUCGAGACAAACACCACGCCUCCGUCCGACGUUUACCACGUGUUUCUCACCCUACCAGAAGCGUUCCGCAAAACGGAGAUGCCGAUCUCCGAGCUGGGCAAGAUCCAGCAGAUUCUCGACCAGCGCUUCAACUUCAUUUACGGGGACGCACAUGGCGUGGGCUACAUUCUGGAUCCUCGCUACCUUGGAAAGGGUAUGGAUGAAGAUACGCGCGGAAAGUGUCAAGGACUUCAUCGGAAUGUGGCACGGGGUCGACCGGGAGAAUGA
Molecule: messenger RNA, 1032 nt
Organism: Phytophthora nicotianae INRA-310
Lineage: Eukaryota; Oomycota; Peronosporomycetes; Peronosporales; Peronosporaceae
Exons: 2
Coding region: 1-1032 (343 amino acids)
Source: RefSeq, a predicted model, not a curated record